Molecule: messenger RNA, 4582 nt
Organism: Gasterosteus aculeatus aculeatus (three-spined stickleback)
Lineage: Eukaryota; Metazoa; Chordata; Actinopteri; Perciformes; Gasterosteidae
Source: RefSeq, a predicted model, not a curated record
AUGUGUUUGAUGUUUUUGGAGUUUCUUUAUGUGUCCAAGCCGGCGAGGGCGGAGAUCGCCGCGGAGGUGUACGAAGAGGAGGUGGACCUGCGGCGCUCCGGCUCGUACCUCAACAGCAGUUUUCACUCUGCGUGGAGUGAACACACCGGAGUGGACCCGGAGGACUUUCGGGAUGAACUGAGGAAGUUAUAUGCCCAGUUAGAAGUCCACAAGACCAAAAAGAUGACCGCAAACAAUCCUCACCUGUCAAAGAAGCGGAGUUCUCGCUGUGCAUUGGGCAGAUCCAUUAUUAGACGCAUUGCUGAGAUCCCAGAAAACAUGAGCCGGCGGUGCAGCCGCGACGACAGAGAAGGAUCCUUCCACAGCAGGAUGAGUGCCAACCAACCCGAGUCUUUCAGGAGAACCCCAGAUAACGUCUGCAUCAGUUACAAAAGUUCCAUGAAAUCCCCAUCGAUGCGCAAGUCCCAAAGUGAUCAUCACUAUGUCAGGGAAAGAGACCCCCCCUUGAAGGAAGACUCUGUGAAGAGGUUCUCGCGACAAUCUGAGACCGAUUCCUUGGAUAUCCCACCAGGUGUUUGCAAGUCAGCCAGUGCUCAAAAUCUGUCAAUUGAUACCAAUCUCCUGCAUCCUGAUCACACCAGGCUCCACAAGUCCUGGAGCCUGACCUCAACCACCACCCAUUCCAUGGAGAACUUACCCAAGGUUAGCAGAUCCAAAACAGUGCUGUCGAGGUCCCGGCAGAGCAUUUCCAUUAGCGAGCAGACGAGGAGCGCUCUCCAGCUAGAGUCAUUUGACAAGGCUGAGGUCUGUCCUUGGGAGAUGGCUCAAGAACAAUCUGGGGACAAGAACCAGAAACAUGUCACCUACGCAAACUCUGAGGACGGCUCCAACAGAGGGCCACAAUCUCCAGAAGCGCUAGUCUGUCCCUGGGACCAUUUCCCAUCCGUAGAAAAGAACCCUUCAGAGGACAGGGGGGAGAGCGGCUCCCCAAAACCACAGGUUUGUGCGUCUGUGAGUGCACCAGGCACGCCAAGGGCAAAGGCCACGAAAGAUCACCGCGUUUUCUCCUUCCGCGGCACCAGCACCAAGUGGCUCGCUGUGAAAGCACUCAUGGGAUCCUUCGAUAGCGGAAGCCAGUCCAGUAAGGACGGAAGUUUAAAUGAGUUCAAGGAUUCUGUUUCACAGAAAAGUCAGGAGAGCACUUGCACAAUGCCGAGAUGGGGAACAUCUAGUCGACGUCCCAGCAAGGAAAAGAAGUCACUGCAGAAAAGAAGCAUGACAACGGUGGAAAAACCAUGUCUCGUGAAACAGAAUGCCGUCAGACUUUCUUCCGGGGAUUCUACCGACAGAAGCCUCAGGCAGCUUGUCAUCGUGAAAUCGGGCGUCUACCCGUGGGAUGUGGAUGAUGUGCAACAAGGUGGCACCUGUGAACAUGUGUUUUUAUCGAGGCAGAACAGCAGGCGUAGUAGUAUCGGUUCUUGGGAAACCGCUAGCAGCUGUAGAACUCCUUCAACUCACCGACGAGGAAGUAAUCGAAUCACACCAGUCCGCAGCGCUGCCAACAAAGAUGUGUGUCCAUGGGAUGGAGCUGGUGCUUCCCAGGACGGAUGGGGACUCCAGAAGCAGCCGAGCAUCAAAGCAGACGUCUGCCCUUGGGAAUCUCAGCCAUCCAACGUACGUCCAUGGGAACCUCAAGAGCAAGGGGUCGGGAGCAGGCGUGGAAGUGGGCUUGUUGAGGCGUGUCCCUGGGAAUCACAGGAUAUUCCAGUUAUUUCUUAUACUAACACGUCGAGAGAUUCACAGGGACAACAGUCUUUGAAACGUCCAGCAGAUGUAUGUCCCUGGGAGACUCCGGGAAGUCCCCAACCUUUGUUAAAGCAAGAUAAAGAAUUUACUAAUGUUUGUCCCUGGGAUGCUCAGGACAAGGCUGAAGUUGUAUACGAAAACCUAAAUCCUUUGGAGACCAAGGGGACGCUGUCUGUACCUCUUCGACAAGUCAUGAAAGCUGCUAUCCAUCCUGGGGUGUCAAAAGACAUUUUAACUGAUGAGCACCAUGCAAAAUACCCUAGCCUGCAUUUGGGGAAAGAAAUGCCAAAGGCAGCCGAAAGUUGUCCCUGGGAUUUCCCUGAUCCCCCUGAAUUAACGGGAGACAUUUGUCCAUGGGAUGAGGGGAACACUGAGCCAACGGAUACAAGCUCAACCACACAAAUGAACAUCAAGGUAGAUAUUUGUCCCUGGGAGAGUGGACAUCAACACAAACCAGCAGGCUCACAAAAAGGUACUUCGCCUUUGAGAGAUUCUUCUGUGCAGACUAAUGGGGAAGACGGCACAGAAGUAAACAUAUGUCUCCGGAAAACCGAUAAAACCACAGCAACCAGUAUCUUCUCAAAAGGACUGGAAAGGCCAGCAGAUGUUUGUCCAUGGGAUAGUGCUGAACUAGAAUCAAGAAAUCCACCGACUCCCAAAACAUCUGAGAAGCAUGUGAGGCAAGAUGCAGUUUGCACAGAGGCGGUGAAAGCGCAAGUGUCAAAAGCAAACUUACAAAGACAAGGAACGUCAAGGGAAGACAUUUGUCCUUGGGAUACAGAAGAACCAAAGGUUCUCAAAAAGCAGGAGAGCACUACGGGAGAUGUUUGUCCUUGGGAAACAGAUAAACCAAAGGUUCUCCAAAAGCAAGAAAGCACUCUGGGAGAUGUUUGUCCUUGGGAGACAGAAGAACCAAAGGUUCUCCAAAAGCAAGAGAAGACUGUGGGAGAAGUUUGUCCUUGGGAGACAGAAGAACCAAAGGUUCUCCAAAAGCAAGAAAGCACUCUGGGAGAAGUUUGUCCUUGGGAGACAGAAGAACCAAAGGUUUGCCAAAGACAAGAGAGCGCACAGGGAGAUGUUUGUCCAUGGGAGUCUGAUGAUCAACAAACCUCAAACAGGAGCGAAGUUUGUAUACCCAAUAGUGAGGAAGGAGAAGUCCCAGAGAACCAGGAGCCACUGUGUGUUGAAGAUGGCCCAGCAGACAUUACCCCAGAGCAGAUAGACGAGUCCAAACAGAACCUGGCCCUGGGCCGCCGCGAUGCUUUGUGUCCCUGGGACAUGAGACUGAGCCAAUCGGGCUCCUUCACGGACAACGCCACAGAUGUCUUCACAUGGGAGCCCGAGAAUAUUCCUGAGGAAGACGAGGAGGACGAUGCAGAAUGUGCCGCUGAGGCUUUUGUGUUCCCGUCUGACUUGUGAUCUAGAUGUUGCUCGUCGAUGGUCGAGGGGAGCCUUGUUUCCGCAGAGUGCAGGAUCUGCUCACCAGGCUGCAAUAAGCGCUAAUCGUAGACAGAACGCAGGGCGUUGUUAUUUCAAGUUGGAUCAUCUGAUGAAGAGGACUCGAUGGGCGGGACCUAGCUGGCCGCGCGAACUUGAGUAACAUUAAGUCCUGUUUCAGCAGAAGCAGGCAAGCGGUACGUCCCUCACUGAACCUGCCAAGAAUACGGACAGACUUUUCUUGGCUGGAGGGCGUCUUGAGGCUUUUAGAUGAUGUCCCUUUUCUUCCCGCUUCUACCCCCCUCAUUUUAAAGUUGAGGUGUUUUUUGUGUCUUUGUGUGUUUUUAGGUGACAGUAAACAUAUUUAACAUGAAGGGGUGUGUUGGACGCGUGGCUGAGGUGACCAUCACAAAACCAGAGCUAAAAACUGCUCAUAAUUACAAAUUGCAGCACAGGACCUAAUGGACUGAACUCGGCGGAAGCAGCCUUCGAACGAUAAAUUCAGACUAAUAAUUUUUCAAAGUAAAAGAAUGUGUACAGUAGAUGUCAAAUAACAUUUAUACGUUGACUGAUAAAACUAUGCAUACUUGUUUGCUUAAGUGGCUGAAUUAGUGGUUAUCACGAUGCUCUCGUUUGUUAUUCAGUCACGAUCAUGUAAUAACAUUCCACUACUUAUAGAAACAAUGCCAAAUGAAUACAUAAAUCAGCAUAAACUCAACUACACUUAAAGAAAACCACUCGUGUGACAACGUACUGACGUAUGUUUUGAAUUAAAUUGCUUCAUUAGUCAAAGUUGAUUAUUAGAAAUAUAUUAGCAGCUUAGUAUAUGGACAUCAAGAGUUACUCCAGGUUUCAAUGUAUGACAGUGAUUGCCAUGUUUUACUACAUAUUUUUAAAAGUAUAAGAAUGUAUGUCAAAAUUAACAGUGUGUGUCUAGUCUAUGUAUUAAAUCAGGCGUCAGUUUUUUUAAAAUGUCAUUCUGUUGCAGACAGCAGGGGAUUUUUCUUCUUAUUCGGUGACCUCUUUGUUUAAAACCCGCGCCAGGUGUUUUUUUUCUAAAGAGUGACCUAGUUGAGCAUUGUUGUGUGUUUGUUUAUUUUUUGAAUGAAUGUGCUGUAAUUUGACAUCAAGUAAAAAUAAUAAUUAGAAAAAAUAAAUAACACAUCCCUUGAUUUGCAUAAAUAAAACAGCCCAUGUUCUGUUCUGUAUGAAACAUCUAUGAAAGAUUGAUCUGAUGAACAAAAAUAUAACAGACUGGUCUGAGGAGACACUUUAUUUUUGUAUUUCCCGAGGUCAACAAAGAGUAUAUUCAUCACAGAAAUAAACCAUUCAAUCUCUA